GGGAAUUGGACAGCGGAAGUUUUGUCGUGAAGGCCGUCGGGCGAAAGCAUGUUAUAUGUUGCAGCACUUCAUAACCACUAUUGGGAUUGAAUUUUCUGACCUCUCAAGGAACACUUUAGCGUCACUUUUUCAUAGGAUCACUAGAAAUAGUCUUCUUAUCGUUACUCUACAACUCAUAGUGAAGGGCGAUGGCAGAAGUAGUAGAACGCAAUUUGGAAGAUUCCGUUGGCGAGAUUCUGUAUAUUCGAAAGGCGAAACUAUUUAACAGAUUGGAGACCAAUGAAAUAGUUCGUAAACGAAGACACCAUGAAUACAGCCUUCAGAAGCGUAACAAACGGAUUUUAGACUAUGACGCCUACAUUAGCACUGAAAUAACGAUAAUGAAAUUGUUACGCUUUCGUCGCCAGAUUACAAACGAUAGCAGAUAUCUCGACAAGAUUGAGAAGUCAAUUAUUAGUCGUCUAGUACGCUUGCAUCGGCAAUUGUGUUACAGGUUCCAGUCUCAUCUUGACCUUUGGAUGAGAUUUAUUCAUUUUUGUAAAAUUAUUAACCGGCAUUUGUCUGUUGUACGUAUAUGGAAUAAUGUACUUCAGAUACAUGGUCGCACAGAACCAAGGCUUUGGAUUGCUGCAGCCGCAUACCAUUUACAUCAUGGUGUUAGAUCGAAAGCUCGUGAAAAUCUACGACAUUUUGACAGACAAAAAAGUGAUUUGGUAAAGGCGCGGAAAAGAUUACUGAGUGAAUAUAUGAUAUUGGAUCGUCACGCAUCAGAAGCACAGAAGAAAGAAAUAAACGAGCUUAUGAAAGAGUUAAAAGAAAAUCAAGCUUCCUUAGAUAAAGCAGCUAAAGAAAUGGUCAGAGAACGUCGUCUUACUUGGGACAGAGCUCAUCUGAAUGCCAUUCGGGAAGCUCGUCAUUUGAUAACUGAAGGAAUCUCUCUAAAUCCUGAGUGUGAUCUAUUACAUUUGGAAUUAGCCAAGUUAGAGAUCAAUGCUUUUGAUUUUUUCCGCACUCGUGUCCUCCCACGAUAUGAAAACUGUGGUGUUGAUUCGGCCAACACAUCUGCAGAUAUCAACCUGAAUGGAUGUAAUAAAAAGAAGAAACUAAAAACAUUAGAAAGAGAGGCAGCGGAAAACAAAAAAUUCAUGAAUUUAGUAACUGAAAAUGCAGAAUUUAUUGCUAACGGAGGAGCUGUCAAUUUAGUGAUAGAAUCGCUACUAUCUCGUUGGGUUAAUAAUAGUAAAAUGCUUGAACUACUUCAUCAAAUCUUGUUAACUGUUCCACAAAUAAUCGACUCACAUUUAAUUGAGAAAGUGGCUAACUUUGUAAACAAUGCCAAGGAAGUAGAUAUUUCUAAGUCUUUGGAAAAAAUUGAGGCCCCAUUAGAAUGUAGAACUCAUGGAAUUCGAUCAACACUUUCUGAUCAGUUGGUCGAAAUUCACCAAACCAUGCUGGAUAAAGGUGUGGAAGCUGUUAUACACUUAUGGAAUUCCUGGUAUUUACCUUCGACGGGUCAUUCUUUACAAACCUCGCCUUUCAGAUUAAUCAAUCCGUCAUCUCCUGAAGCUGUUGGUUUACUACGAUCUCGUUUAACUGCACUUUCUCUUUACUCUGUGUAUGAAUUAAACGGUCAGUCAUUGCCAAAAUCAACUAUAACAUCAAACGAAAUGGGCACAAAUGAACAGGAAACUAAAUUACACAAUGUUUAUCACCAGAAACGCCAAUUUUUGUCCUCUGAAGUUAAUAAAACUCGAGGCUUGUUUGAUUUACUGAGUACUUCACAGUGGGGUAGUCACUGUCCAGAAUUCUGGUUAUUAUAUUUACACUUUGAAAAGACAAUUGGAGAUAUCACACAAAUGCCAGCUGUGCAAUGGAGAGCUCAAAAGACUCUGCUCACUGAAUACUUUGAUAAAUUCAUAUUAAUGUUAAAUAAAGAACAAUAAUAAACAUUGCUGACAUGAUAUGUAUCACAUAUAUUUUGUUUAAUAAUUAAAAUAUAUUUAAGGAAGCCUUUUGUAAUUUAACUUAUGUAUUUAUAUUUGUAAAGAAUUUUAAUUUUGUUGGACUAUAGAUUGGUUUGUUUAA
Molecule: messenger RNA, 2085 nt
Organism: Schistosoma bovis
Lineage: Eukaryota; Metazoa; Platyhelminthes; Trematoda; Strigeidida; Schistosomatidae
Source: the annotation of a GenBank genome assembly